AUGGCUGCCGUUGCCAUGACACCCAACCCUGUGCAGACCCUUCAGGAGGAGGCGGUGUGCGCCAUCUGCCUCGAUUACUUCACGGACCCCGUGUCCAUCGGCUGCGGGCACAACUUCUGCCGAGUGUGUGUAACCCAGUUGUGGGGUGGGGAGGAUGAGGAGGACAGAGAUGAGUUGGAUCGGGAGGAGGAGGAGGAGGACGUCGGAGAGGAGGAAGAAGUGGAGGCUGUCGGGGCGGGCGGGGGUUGGGACACCCCCAUGCGAGAUGAAGAUUAUGAAGGUGACAUGGAGGAAGAGGCCGAGGAGGAAGAGGAAGGUGUGUUCUGGAGCAGCGGUUUAGGCGGGUCCAACUGGGACAACAUGGACUAUGUGUGGGAGGAGGAGGAGGAGGAGGAAGAUCUGGACUAUUACCUGGAGGACGUGGAGGAACUGAGGGGGGAAGAUGAGGAUGAAGAGGAGGAAGUGCUGGAGGAAGAUGAGGAAGAGGAGCUGGACCCAAUCACCCAAAUUCCACCGCCACCUCCCGCCCCUCGGAGGUGCUUCACCUGUCCCCAGUGUCGAAAAAGUUUUCCUCGGCGGAGCUUCCGCCCCAACCUGCAGUUGGCCAACAUGGUCCAGGUGAUCCGUCAGAUGCAUCCCACCCCUGGCCGAGGAAGUCGAGUGAAUGAACAGGGCAUCUGUCCGAGACACCAGGAAGCCCUGAAGCUGUUCUGCGAGGUGGAUGAAGAAGCCAUCUGUGUGGUGUGCAGAGAAUCCAGGAGUCACAAACAGCACAGUGUGGUGCCAUUGGAGGAGGUGGUGCAGGAGUACAAGGCCAAGCUACAAAGGCACGUGGAACCACUUAGGAAGCACUUAGAGGCUGUGCAGAAGAUGAAGGCCAAGGAGGAGAGGCGGGUAACAGAGUUGAAGAAUGGUGUCUCCAUGCCUGCCUCUGCGUCUUCCCAGAGUCAGAUGAAGUCAGAGCUGGCAGCUGUGGCCUCAGAGUUUGGGCGGCUAACACGCUUUCUGGCUGAAGAGCAAGCGGGACUAGAACGGCGCCUCCGGGAGAUGCACGAAGCUCAGCUGGGACGAGCAGGAGCAGCAGCCAGUCGUCUUGAGGAGCAGGCUGCCCAGCUAAGUCGCCUGCUUGCUGAGGCCCAGGAACGGAGCCAGCAGGGGGGCCUGCGGCUACUGCAAGACAUCAAGGAGACUUUCAAUAGGUGUGAAGAGAUACAGUUGCAGCCCCCAGAGAUUUGGUCUCCUGACCCAUGCCAACCCCAUAGCCACGACUUCCUGACUGAUGCCAUCGUGAGGAAAAUGAGCCGGAUGUUCUGUCAGGCUGCAAGAGUGGACCUGACGCUGGACCCUGACACAGCUCAUCCAGCCCUGAUGUUGUCCCCUGAUCGUCGUGGGGUCCGCCUAGCAGACCGUCGGCAGGAGGUUCCUGAACAUUCCAAGCGCUUCUCAGCUGACUGCUGUGUACUGGGGGCCCAGGGCUUUCGCUCUGGUCGGCACUACUGGGAAGUAGAGGUGGGUGGGCGGCGGGGCUGGGCAGUUGGUGCUGCCCGUGAAUCAACCCAUCAUAAAGAAAAAGUGGGUUCUGGGGGUUCCUCUGUUAGCAGCGGGGAUGCCAGCUCCUCACGCCAUCACCACCGUCGCCGCCGCCUUCACCUGCCUCAGCAGCUCCUGCUCCAGCGGGAAGUGUGGUGUGUGGGCACCCACGGCAAACGAUACCAAGCACAGAGCUCAACAGAGCAGACACUGCUGAGCCCAUGCGAGAAACCACGGCGCUUUGGCGUAUACCUGGACUAUGAGGCUGGGCGCCUGGGCUUCUACAAUGCAGAUACCUUAGCCCACGUGCACACUUUUUCAGCUGCCUUCCUCGGCGAGCGAGUCUUCCCUUUCUUCCGGGUGCUUUCCAAGGGUACCCGAAUCAAGCUUUGCCCUUGAUUAGCCUGCCACCCGCAGGGGCCCCCUCUGGUCGCCACUGGGGGGGGCGGGUGGUGGUGGAUGGUUGCCCACUAAUUUGGGAGCUCAGGCUCCUCCCACUGUUUGUUACUGAGUUGCUUCCUGCUCCCCCUUGAACCCAGGCUGCUUCUCCCUCUAGGAGCUAAAAAAAAAAAAAAAAAAAAACCCUCCUAGAUUUCCUCCAGCUCAGUUUCUCUCAACUAAUUUGUCUGACAAGGUCUGCAUGGGUCCCUGAUAAUCAACAGCUGCCUGACCUUCCCUCCCUGUCUACCUAGCUCAGUCCAGCCCUGGGUCCCAGUGUUUGGAGUAGGGGGACGAACAGAGAUCAUAAAUCUCAUUCCGAAACUUCCUUUUUCCCCACCUCUACUCUUCAGGCUGCUAUUUCUGAGGCUGGAGGGUUUGGAUAAGACUUACUCCAAUUCCAUGUUUUGGUGCAGGCUUCAGCUGAGGGAUUUUGGAAGCUUUGUGGGGAGUCAAGUUGGGCAAAAGGGUAGAGCUGUGUAAAGUCUACUUUUUCUUGGGGGAGUAGGAACUCUUUUUAAGUUUUCCUUCCAUCCCCAAUUUCUACCUCCAUAGACUGGCCAGACUUUAGCUGCAGUGAGAUCUGGAAUGGUCAACACGACACCACAUACCAUUACAUCACCCAAUAAAUUAUUUUCUCUGUAUCUUAGUUUUCUUAGGAGGGCAUGCCCCUCAGACCUCCAACCCCCUACUGCCAGGCUCUUUGCUGGCAGUGAAUUUUGGUUUCUGGCCUCUCUCCAUGCCUUUUAGUUCCAUUGGUAAACCCUGUUGGGGAGUGUGGGACAGGGGUCUGGAUCCUUUGGAGAGCCUUGGGUAUAAUCUAUUUUUCUAGUAACCCCCUGCCUUCUGUCACUUAACAGCUUUUGUCCUCCGCUUUGGCGGCUGAGGUCAAUUCAUGUUCUUUGGGGAAAGGUGGGUUGCGUUGCAAAAAAUAAAGUUUAUUUGCUUCU
Messenger RNA from Meriones unguiculatus (Mongolian gerbil), 2918 nucleotides. It is a transcript of the gene Trim41, whose product is annotated as tripartite motif containing 41. The record is from RefSeq and is a predicted model, not a curated record. NCBI's taxonomy places the organism in Eukaryota, Metazoa, Chordata, Mammalia, Rodentia, Muridae. The coding region runs from base 1 to 1929 and encodes 642 amino acids. Gene Ontology annotation, molecular function: zinc ion binding; protein binding. Gene Ontology annotation, cellular component: nuclear body. The transcript is spliced from 6 exons.